AUGGCGACUGGAACAGUCACUGCACCGGUAACUACCAGCGUCAAGAUCUCCAAGAACUCAAAACUUCCACCAGAGAAUGAAAGAUACUUGAGAGCGUGUUCAGACAUUGCCACAGCCCUCAUUCAAGACUACGAAGCCCAACAAAAUGACUCCUCCCCAAAGAAAGACCUCAACCUCAACGCCCUUCGUGGGCAGAUGGCGAAGAAGCACAGGCUGUCCAAUCAGCCUCCUCUUACAGCCAUUAUCGCUGCUGUACCAGAACACUACAAGAAAUACAUAUUACCGAAACUUAUAGCAAAGCCAAUAAGGACUUCAUCCGGCAUUGCUGUUGUGGCUGUCAUGUGCAAGCCUCACAGAUGUCCACAUAUUGCUUAUACGGGAAACAUAUGCGUUUACUGUCCUGGAGGACCUGACUCCGACUUCGAAUACUCGACCCAAUCGUACACUGGCUAUGAGCCAACAUCAAUGCGCGCAAUCCGAGCUAGAUACGACCCAUAUGAGCAAGCGAGAGGGAGAGUAGACCAAAUCAAAAGCCUAGGACAUAGUGUCGACAAAGUCGAAUACAUCAUAAUGGGGGGCACAUUCAUGUCUUUACCGGAGAGCUACCGGGAUGAGUUUAUAUCACAGCUACAUAAUGCGUUGAGUGGAUAUCAAGGGAACAAUGUGGAUGAGUCGGUCGAAGCCGGAGAAAUGAGCAAUAUAAAAUGCGUGGGCAUCACAAUAGAGACUCGACCAGACUAUUGCUUAGAUUCCCACCUGAGCGCUAUGCUGCGGUACGGCUGUACAAGGUUGGAAGUUGGUGUGCAGUCUUUGUACGAGGAUGUUGCACGAGACACGAAUAGAGGCCAUACUGUCGCUGCAGUAGCGGAAACUUUCAAGCUCUCUAAGGAUGCUGGAUUUAAGGUGAUCAGCCACAUGAUGCCUGAUCUCCCGAAUGUAGGCAUGGAGCGAGAUCUUGACCAGUUCCGAGAAUACUUUGAGAACCCAGACUUUCGCACUGAUGGUCUGAAGAUAUACCCAACCCUUGUCAUUCGUGGCACGGGUCUUUACGAGCUCUGGAGAACAGGAAGAUACAAAAAUUACACUCCAAACGCACUAAUCGAUCUUGUCGCCCGCAUUCUCGCCCUGAUACCACCAUGGACCCGCAUCUAUCGAGUACAGAGAGAUAUUCCAAUGCCUUUGGUCACUUCAGGGGUAGAGAAUGGAAACCUACGUGAGCUGGCGUUGAGCCGCAUGAAAGACUUUGGAACCACUUGUCGGGACGUACGUACUCGGGAGGUGGGUAUUAAUGAAGUAAAGAAUAAAAUACGUCCUUCGCAGGUCGAGCUCGUGAGGCGCGACUAUGUAGCCAAUGGUGGCUGGGAGACAUUCCUGGCCUAUGAAGACCCAAAGCAGGACAUACUUAUCGCGCUACUCCGAUUAAGAAAGUGCAGCAAGACACAUACUUUCAGACCAGAGUUGACUGGUCAGCAAACGAGUCUUGUGAGAGAAUUGCAUGUCUAUGGAUCGGCGGUCCCUGUUCAUGCGAGGGACCCUCGGAAAUUCCAGCAUCAGGGCUAUGGCACGCUCCUAAUGGAAGAAGCAGAGAGAAUUGCGAGAGACGAGCACGGCAGCAAGAAGAUGGCUAUUAUAUCUGGAAUUGGAGUCCGAAGUUACUACAAGAAGCUGGGGUACUGGCUGGAUGGUCCGUACAUGAGCAAGAUAUUAGAGAAGUCGCAAGAUUCGGACAGUGACGACGACGAUGUAUGA
Bacidia gigantensis is the source of this 1749-nucleotide messenger RNA. RefSeq names its product Elongator subunit (gene ELP3). Lineage: Eukaryota; Fungi; Ascomycota; Lecanoromycetes; Lecanorales; Ramalinaceae. Gene Ontology annotation, biological process: tRNA wobble base 5-methoxycarbonylmethyl-2-thiouridinylation. The record is from RefSeq and is a predicted model, not a curated record. Gene Ontology annotation, molecular function: acyltransferase activity, transferring groups other than amino-acyl groups; iron-sulfur cluster binding. Gene Ontology annotation, cellular component: nucleus; cytoplasm; elongator holoenzyme complex. The coding region runs from base 1 to 1749 and encodes 582 amino acids. The transcript has a single exon.